ACUAAGUUUUUUUCUGCCAUGGAACCUCAGAGUAUAGUAGUUAUCCAAGAUUCAACUAGAGAAGUGAAUUUGAGAAUUUUUGAAUGGGCUCUAAAUAGUUUCUUACUCAGGGCAAGAGAUAAGCUCACCUUAGCUAUAGUCUUGCAUGAAGUUAUCACUCCAAUGGGUUACAAAAGCAGGGUGGACAGUAAUAAUAUGAUUGGAGCAAAUCAAAGGGUGAUUGAAGAAGAAGUUAAUAACAAGAAGAAAAAGUAUUUAAAAGAUGAGGGACUUAUUAAGAUUUUCAACCUUUAUCAAUCAAAAAAGGUUGAGUUUAACAUAGAAGUAGCUAUAGGAACUUCACCUAGGGAUGUUGCUCUGAAAAUUUCCAAGAAGAUGAACGCAACAUGGUUGAUAUUAGACAGGAAGAUGAAAAAUGAUGGAGAUUAUUUCCUCAAUAAACUUUCUUGCGGUAUAUCAAGAAUAAGGCGUCACAAUAGGAUUAUGCAUUUAAGAGGACGACCUGCUCUCCAUCAAAAUAAUCAAGAUCACACCCAUGAUAGCAUACCAGUCAGCAUGCCAGACAGCGUACCAGAAAGUACACCAGAUGAACCAUUUUAUCGUCCAAAGAUCAAUCCUGACGAAGCAGAGUGCUCAAACCGAGGAGAAGAUAGUGAAGAGACAAGUUGUGCUCCACUGCACUUUGCUAGCAUAAUCACCAAGAAGCCAUUGAAAGGCAAAUUGAGAAGAGCCGGUGACCUAAAAAUGAUAUCCACUCUUGGUGGUAGCAAAAGUACUAUGGAGGAUCAGGAGAGUUCAGAGUUCCUAUCAUAUUGUGGAGCUAAGAGCUUUUAUCAUGGAAGGGCUGAAGAAUAUCAAGUAUGUGAACAAGUUUUCCAUUUUUGGUAAUUAGCACUUUAGCACAGGUAUUGUCACAAUCUAUCCUCGGUAUCAUGUGGAUUUGGAGCAAAACUAUAUAUCAAAUGAUAUGAAAAGAUGUAAUUUAAA
Molecule: messenger RNA, 987 nt
Organism: Arachis stenosperma
Lineage: Eukaryota; Viridiplantae; Streptophyta; Magnoliopsida; Fabales; Fabaceae
Exons: 5
Coding region: 19-888 (289 amino acids)
Source: RefSeq, a predicted model, not a curated record